AUGCAGCUGAAUGAGAGUGGAGUUCAAUCCCUGGCUCCAGAGCUGUGUGAGCAGCAAAUACUACAAGAGGACAACACCGGCAAUUGUAGCGGAGGCUCCACUGGCAACCUGUCGCUGCACUGCUGGCUGCAACUCCUCACCAAGGAAUCUAUCCUAGAGUUGCAGGGAGACGGCUCCAGCGUAGUAGUGCGGGUUAUGAUAGCAUGUGUCUACUCUAUAGUGUGUGCACUGGGGCUGGUUGGAAACUCGCUGGCUCUGUAUCUGCUCCACUCACGCCACAGGCAGAAGCAGUCAUCCAUCAACUGCUUUGUGAUGGGACUGGCUGUGACCGACUUGCAGUUUGUUUUGACUCUGCCGUUCUGGGCCGUGGACACAGCCCUGGACUUCCGCUGGCCAUUUGGCCGCAUCAUGUGUAAGAUCAUCAGCUCUGUCACCACCAUGAACAUGUACGCCAGUGUCUUUUUCCUCACAGCUAUGAGUGUGGCACGCUACUACUCCAUCUCCUCUGCGCUGAAGAUGCACAGCCGGCGGCUCGCAGCCACCAGGGCCAAGUGGACUAGCUUGGGCAUCUGGGCUGUGUCUCUGUUGGCCACGUUGCCCCAUGCUGUCUACUCCACCAGCGCCCAGGUGUCAGACGAAGAGCUGUGCCUGGUCCGUUUCCCAGAUUCAGGAAGCUGGGAUCCUCAGCUUCUUCUGGGGCUGUACCAGCUGCAAAAAGUCCUGCUGGGCUUCCUUAUUCCUCUGGUAAUUAUCACUGUCUGCUACCUGCUGCUGCUGCGUUUCGUCCUCAGCCGUCGCAUCACAGGGGCUGCCAGCGUUGAGGUUAAGCAGGGCCAGCACAGGCGCUGCUCCAAAGUCACCAAGUCUGUUGUCAUCGUGGUCCUGUCCUUCUUUCUGUGCUGGCUUCCCAAUCAGGCGCUGACACUGUGGGGAGUGCUCAUUAAGUUUGACCUUGUGCCAUUCAGCAAGGCAUUCUACAAUGCACAGGCUUACGCCUUCCCCCUGACUGUAUGUUUGGCACACACCAAUAGCUGCCUAAACCCCGUGCUCUACUGUCUCAUCCGCCGGGAGUUUCGGGCAGGUCUCAAGGAGCUGCUCCUCAACACCACACCAUCCUUCAGGAGCCUGACUCAUCUGCUGCCUCGCAAGGCCAAGGUGGCCGAGGCCCCACCUGUUCUGGUGCUGGUCCAGAUGGACGUGUGA
Messenger RNA from Myripristis murdjan (pinecone soldierfish), 1203 nucleotides. RefSeq names its product relaxin family peptide receptor 3.2b (gene rxfp3.2b). Gene Ontology annotation, biological process: immune response; positive regulation of cytosolic calcium ion concentration; G protein-coupled receptor signaling pathway. The coding region runs from base 1 to 1203 and encodes 400 amino acids. Gene Ontology annotation, molecular function: C-C chemokine receptor activity; C-C chemokine binding. Gene Ontology annotation, cellular component: membrane; external side of plasma membrane. Lineage: Eukaryota; Metazoa; Chordata; Actinopteri; Holocentriformes; Holocentridae. The record is from RefSeq and is a predicted model, not a curated record. The transcript has a single exon.